This is a messenger RNA of Heteronotia binoei (common prickly gecko), 1455 nucleotides long. RefSeq names its product transmembrane serine protease 3 (gene TMPRSS3). The transcript is spliced from 13 exons. The record is from RefSeq and is a predicted model, not a curated record. Gene Ontology annotation, molecular function: serine-type endopeptidase activity; protein binding. Gene Ontology annotation, biological process: proteolysis. Bases 1 to 1455 code for a protein of 484 amino acids. Gene Ontology annotation, cellular component: membrane. NCBI's taxonomy places the organism in Eukaryota, Metazoa, Chordata, Lepidosauria, Squamata, Gekkonidae.
AUGGCUUCACUGGAAGAGGUCCAAGAAACCGAUUCCAGUCCUGGAUCUGUUGAAAUUGUCUCUGCUAUAGAAGAUCAAUUGCCAGAGGUAGACCUCUGUGUUUACUACAAAAAAUUGUUCUGCAUACAGGAAGCAAAAGAAGAUUCCACUGAAAAUGAAAAUGGAGAGAUCCCAACACCUGAGUGCCAUUCUUUAGUUCCACUAAGGUUGCUUCCUGUUAUCCUUGCCUUAUUACUCACCGUGAUCAUAGCAGUUGCCAUUGGCCUGGGUUUAUAUUUCAACUGUACUGGAAGAUUUCGGUGCAGGUCAUCUUUUAAAUGUAUCGAUCUGUCAGCAAGAUGUGAUGGUGUCUUCAACUGUAAAGAUGGAGAGGAUGAAUAUCGAUGUGUGAGGCUGAGUGGCAAGAAGGCUGUGUUGCAGGUGUUUGCUUUUGGAAUGUGGAAGACAGUUUGUUCGGAUGACUGGAAAAGCAAAUAUGGGAGUAUUACAUGUAAAUACUUGGGUUUCUCAAGCUUUGUGAGUUCAGAUUACGUUCCUGUGACUGUCAUUGAAGAAGAGUUUCAAAGGUACUUUGUUACUGCAAAUCAUUGGCUAUCAGCUGAUCAGGCAACAUCUCCACAGAAUGCAACUUUCUUGAGAGAAGAGUGUGCCUCAGGAAAUGUGGUUGUCUUAAAAUGUUUGGAGUGUGGCACUAGGUCCAGGUAUUCCCCACGUAUAGUUGGUGGGAAUUCAUCCUGGCCUCACCAGUGGCCAUGGCAGGCCAGCCUUCAGUUUCAAGGAUAUCAUUUGUGUGGUGGAUCUGUCAUUACCUCAUGGUGGAUUGUCACAGCUGCUCACUGUGUUUAUGAUUUACAUUUCCCUAGUGCUUGGAGUGUGCAAGUUGGCUUUGUAACACUGGAAGAAAACUCUGUUAAUCCAUACUCUGUGGACAAAAUUAUAUAUCAUAGAAAUUAUAAACCCAAAACAAUGGGAAAUGAUAUUGCACUCAUUAAACUGGCCAAUCCACUUGUACUUAAUGGUUUUAUAGAGCCAAUUUGUCUUCCUAAUUUUGGAGAAUAUUUUCCAGAUGGGAAAAUGUGUUGGAUAUCAGGAUGGGGAGCAACAGAAGAAGGAGGUGACACUUCAGAAACCAUGAAUUAUGCUGGUGUCCCUUUGAUUUCUAACAAGGUGUGCAAUCACCGAGAGGUUUACGGAGGAAUUGUAACUUCUUCAAUGCUCUGUGCAGGUUUUUUAAAAGGUGGUGUAGAUUCCUGCCAGGGAGAUAGUGGAGGACCACUGGUAUGUGAAGUUACGCAUACUUGGAAGUUGGUAGGAACUACCAGUUUUGGGGUGGGCUGUGCAGAAGAAAACAAACCAGGGGUCUACAGUCGUACCACCUCAUUCCUUGACUGGAUACAUGAACAGAUGGAGAUCUUUGAACCUGACAACAUUUUCAAGCUAUAUGGCACCCUAUGA